CUCAUUUUGAAAAGAAGCCCCCUCUUUACUUUGCAGAAGUAGUCUUGAAAGAAGCCCAUCUCGAAAAGUAGCCCACCUCGAGGAGAACCCCAUCCAAAAAGAAGAAGCCCAGGGCUUCAAUUCAAGGUUUUACGGUGGGCUACCAGUAUGUCCAAUCUAUGUUGAUGGUAGUAAUGCUGUGAAUGAGGAAGUGCCAAAAUGAAAAAGAAUUGCAUCCACAAUUGUGUACUCUGCAUGGAGUUUUCAUUUUAUAUUCUUGUUUUUAUGUCAGUGAUAAGCACCGUCUAUCUAUACUUCUUCUUUGAGAGUCCUAAAAUCUUCUAUCAAAAACAACGGACAAAUAUCGAUUCUGUUCAGGUGUUUCCUAUGACCUUUGAGUUAGACAGAGUUAACAUACUUCCAGAUGAGGUCACUAAUGACUACACACAGGUAUAUUGCCCAGGAAACUCCCGGCCAAGAAAACGUCGUCAUACCUCACCCAACAAACAUAUACGUGACUGGAGUAUUGAAAAUGCAACCAGCCAUCUUGCGUCUUCCGCUUCAGUUGUAAAUCUGAACUCUGAAAGAAGUUUUCAUUUGUGUGAUGAAAUUGUUGUUCAUAUUGAAGCCCGCAACUUGUACGGCAAGCCUAAAAAAUAUGGUGGGGAUUAUUUUCGUGCAAAUAUUUAUUCUUUAUCAGAGGCUGCGAGUGCAAGUCCGAAUGGUGACGUUAUUGAUAACCAGGAUGGAACGUACACUGCAUAUUUUACAGCAUGGUGGCCCGGCACUGUAAUUGUACAGGUCACUCUGGUUCAUUCCAGUGAGGUCGUGCAGUUAAUUAAAGAUGUGCGUGAAAGACACCCUCAACGAUUUGUUUAUUUUGGGAUGUAUGCAACACCCGAGUUUGACAUUCAUGAAGUGACCAGGUGUCAUGUACAUAUUGAGGCUGAAAAGGUUUGUAAUUUUACUGAUAAGAAGACUGGAUCACCUUGGUUCUGCGAAGCACCAACUAAUCCAUUAUUAAGUUGUUCAGAUUGGACGAUGCACACGACGAACAGCACUGUGGCCAAGCAGGUUGCUGAUGGCCUAGUUACAUCAGAGCAGGCUAACCUCUUCAAAUUACAAUACAAAUUCCCAUUACAGUGUGUGGAUUAUUAUGCUAUUAUCAAGGAUGUUCCAGCUGAAAAGAAACUUAUUGCUAGGAAUUAUCUACCAAAAUGUAUUCCCGGUCUUCCACUAAAAAAACCAUCAGGGUAUUACCACAAUGAUGUAUGGUAUUCCAACAUCUGCCGCACCCAUCAAUUUACCAUCAAAGAGGCAGAGUCUUGUCUUCGUAACAAGGAUCUGAAGUUCUAUGGCGACUCAACACUACGACAGUGGUUUGAGUUUCUUACCGCAAAACUCAGUCACACCAUAGAAACCACAGAUGUACUUUACUACAUGAAAGUUGGCCCUAGAAAAGCAUUUGACUCUUCUCGAAAUAUAUCUCUUUAUUACAUACAUCAUGCGUACCCAAUAAGAAACAGUUGGAUGUACAUCAACGAAAUUGUUUAUGCGGCAAAUGCAAUUGAUGCGCUUCCUGCUUCUCCAAACAUUGUUAUUUGUCUCUCCUUAUGGGCACAUUUUACUGCAACAAGUAUCGAUUAUUAUCGAUCGCGUCUGCUUACAAUACGAGCUGCAAUUGAGCGGUAUCUGGCCCGUAGUCCAAGUAGUUUAUUUGUUAUCAAAAGUGCAAAUACGCGUGAACAUCCAAACCUUUCCAUGAGUUUGUACACAAGUGAUUGGUUAGCAGAAGAACUGGAUCAAGAAAUGCGAGAUAUAUUCUCUGGAUCUCCAAAUGUUGUCAUCAUAGACGUAUGGGACAUGACAGCGGGCCAUAUCUCAAAAGACAGGGUUCACCCACCAGAAAUUAUUAUAGCUAAUGAAAUUAAUAUAUUGUUAUCUUAUAUUUGCCCUCAGUAUGGAUAAAAGUACUUAAUCUUUAUAACCAGCCCUCUGAAGAAGGUUCUCAAGUGUAAGCUCAUCCACUAAUCGAAUGUACUGUACCUCAUAACAACAUUUUAUUGGUAAAUUCAAACGGUACACAGUACAAUAUUUUUUACUACUUCCCUGUUACAUAUUUACAUGUGGGAAAAGUACUAUCUGAUAUGUGAACUGAACUGUUUAAUUUUACCAUCAUAGAUUGAAAUGGCUAAUGUAGAUUGAAAAUUUGUUGUUCAAUAUUUAUGAGGUUAUAGUACAACAAAUUCAACAUGGUAUUAUUUUGGUAAAGUAGUGAAUUUGUACAGUACUUCCCUGUGUGUCGUCCAACACCUCGGAAAGUAGAAUUCACUACUUCAUUUCACAACAUGUUGUAUUUGUAUAAAUACUAUGAUAUGAUCUUCUACUGGCAAAUAGUUUCAGGUAUUUGUUUGUUUCAACUUAAAUAUAUACAGCAAUAUAAUUAUUAAUGUUACAUUUUGUGAGAAAAUUAAAGAUUGUGCUAUAUGUGAUUUUAACCAAAACAUUUAAAAAUAUAUAUUUAAUUUUUUGACAUUCUACUUUGAAAGAGAAAAUGUUUUCAUUGCUAAGGCGAGACUUUUUUUAUACUUUGUUUAGCGAACCCGCUGACUGCAAAUAUUGAUG
Molecule: messenger RNA, 2604 nt
Organism: Anneissia japonica
Lineage: Eukaryota; Metazoa; Echinodermata; Crinoidea; Comatulida; Comatulidae
Product: NXPE family member 3-like
Exons: 6
Coding region: 199-1947 (582 amino acids)
Source: RefSeq, a predicted model, not a curated record